Sphaeramia orbicularis (orbiculate cardinalfish) is the source of this 2533-nucleotide messenger RNA. RefSeq names its product solute carrier family 22 member 7-like. The record is from RefSeq and is a predicted model, not a curated record. The coding region runs from base 9 to 1661 and encodes 550 amino acids. Gene Ontology annotation, biological process: transmembrane transport. Lineage: Eukaryota; Metazoa; Chordata; Actinopteri; Kurtiformes; Apogonidae. Gene Ontology annotation, cellular component: membrane. The transcript has 10 exons. Gene Ontology annotation, molecular function: transmembrane transporter activity.
UUGUAAAGAUGAAGUUUGAGACUCUUCUGGAUGAAGUUGACGGAUUUGGACCUUUCCAAAUUCUCAUCCUCAUCCUACUCUGCACACCUCGGAUAGUUCUGCCCUGUCAUUUUCUACUAAAUAUCUUCAUUGCUGCUGUGCCUCCUCACCGCUGUGACAUCAGUACACUGGAUGGUGGAGGACUCCUCCAAAAUCUGAGUCUGGAGCAGAGGCUGACCGUCAGCCUUCCUGUACAAGACAAUGGGAUUCCAAAAUCCUGUGAGGUGUUUGCAGAGCCUCAGUUUCAGCUCUUGAGCAACAGUUCGUCCGGAGCCCACUUGCCUACAGUUCACUGCAGGAGUGGAUGGGUUUAUGACAACUCCACUUUCACCUCCACACUGGCAACAGAGUGGGAUCUGGUCUGUGAUAGAAAAAGCCUGAGUAAAACCACAGCCACCAUAUUUUUUGCUGGAGUGAUGGCGGGGGCAAUAGCGUUUGGAUACCUGUGCGAUAAGUAUGGGAGAAAAAAUACCCUUUUGGCCUCCUACAUCUUGUCCAUUGUGUUCGGCUUCUGCAGUGCAUUUGCAAACUCCUACAUCCUGUUUACAGUGCUGAGGUUUUGCACUGGGUUUGGACUGGCAGGAAUCAGCCUUAUCUCUGUAGUUCUCAGUAUAGAGUGGAGUGAUGUCGGCCAUAGGGCGCUCAUCGGGGUAAUGGGCAGUCUGGCGUGGUGUGUGGGUAACAUGUUCCUAGCUGGUUUUGCCUUCCUGGUCACUGACUGGAGGAUGCUGAUCAUGACUGUAACGUGUCCUCUGGGUUUCGCAGUUCUGACCUGGUGGUGGAUUCCUGAGUCUGCUCGGUGGCUUUUGGCCAAUUCUAGAGCGAAAGAGGCCCAGACGUAUCUCAACAAAUGCGCCACAUUUAACAAGAAACCUCUGAUAUCCAGCAAAUAUAAAUGGGAGAUGCUCUCCAAUAUGAAAAUCAAGGACAACCAGGAAAAAAAUUACAGUUUCAUCGAUUUAGUUAAGACUCCAAAGAUGAGACAGUUAACGCUGCUGACUGGGAUUAUAUGGUACAGAGUUGCCACAACAUACUAUGGCAUCAGUCUUAACAUCACUGGAUUCGGCCUGAACAUGUACCUCACACAUUUCAUUUACGCUGCCAUUGAAUUUCCGGCCAAACUGAUGGCUUAUUUCUUUCUCAACAAAAUUGGACGAAGGAAAUGUCAAGCAGGCACACUUUUACUGACAGGAACCUGCAUCUUCAUUAACAUCUUCAUGCCAAAAGACCUGUGGCAUGUGCGGUCCGUGAUAGCGACUCUUGGAAAAGGACUUUCAGAAGCUGCCUUUACAACUGUCUUCCUCUACACCACAGAGAUCUACCCCACCGUCGUCAGACAAAAUGGUGUGGGUUACACCAGCUUUGUGGGCCGUCUGGGGGUGGCAGUGGCCCCUCUCAUCCUGCUGCUGGAGGACGUCUGGACUCUUCUUCCUCAGAUCAUCCUCUCCUCUGUGGCCAUUUUCUCAGGCCUGGUGUCACUGCUGCUUCCUGAAACACUCAAUGUGAGGCUGCCAGAGACCAUUGAUGACAUUGAAAAGUCAAGGAGAGACCAUGUCACCUCUAACUGUGUGGAGUCUUCAGACGUUGUCCUGGAACCAGAGGACAAAGAAGAAGAACAGUAGCAUCACACAGACACACAGUAUCAUCAUGGGUACUUUUAAGAUGUUUAUAGUCAAAGUAAACAUCCUGUUACAUAACCAAUAAUGACAUUUUUUGUAUGGUAUUAAAUAGAAAUUAAGAAAUGCUCAGACAUUGUUGCAGAUUUGCCAUAAAAUGAACUGAAACGGACAAAGGUUAAAUUUGUUGCAAUUUGGUAAGAUCUUUUCAAUCAAUUAAUAAAUCAAUCAAAUCAAUCAAAUUCUAUUUUAUAUAGCGGCAAAUCAUAACAAAACUUAUGUCAUGACACUUUACAUUUAGUGCUGGUCUAGACCAGAUGCCAAAAAGUUUCAAAGUUUAGAAAAGUUGCGAAAAUUAUGGUAAAAUCAGUAUUCCCAAAAUUUGUAAUCUUAAUUUGUCUUGAUUUAUCAAAUUAAAAUGAUUCAGAAUUAGUGCUAAUAAUUGAAGAAUCACAGACAAAUAAUACAGAAACAGAAGUCAGCAAAUAAAUCAAAUAAAAUACAUGUUUAAUGAAAAAAUAUCUCUGUUGUGUAUGCAAGUGUGCAGUUUUAUAAACAUUUUGCUGUUUUUUGUUUUUUUUUUAAGAUAUAAAAUGCCUAUUAUUUUUAGCUGAGUCUGGAUACAUUACCUGUUCAUUUUCCUUCAUAUCUCUCUGCAUUAACUUGUUAAAUUUUCUGAGCUGAUCAAUAUGAUAUUUCUGCUUCUAUGGGUCAUUACAUUAAGGCAAUCCCAAAAGAUGUCAUGUAAAAAUCAAUAUGACGUAUCACAGGUGGAAAUCAUGUGUACAGAUGAGUUAAUGUAGUUAAGCUUUAUACACAUUGUGUUUUUUUUUGUUAAGGAGAUAUUAUGCCAUUAAAAAUGAAAAGUUAAAAUAACU